Cinclus cinclus is the source of this 1886-nucleotide messenger RNA. RefSeq names its product septin-2. Gene Ontology annotation, cellular component: septin complex; microtubule cytoskeleton; cell division site. NCBI's taxonomy places the organism in Eukaryota, Metazoa, Chordata, Aves, Passeriformes, Cinclidae. The record is from RefSeq and is a predicted model, not a curated record. Gene Ontology annotation, molecular function: molecular adaptor activity; GTPase activity; GTP binding. Gene Ontology annotation, biological process: cell division; regulation of exocytosis; cytoskeleton-dependent cytokinesis. The coding region runs from base 29 to 1078 and encodes 349 amino acids. The transcript has 12 exons.
CAGUGUCUGAAACUUGAAGUGAAGAAACAUGUCUCAGUCAAGUGACAAAGUAAAGUUUUCCGACUCGGCAGGCUAUGUGGGAUUUGCUAAUCUGCCCAACCAGGUUCACAGGAAAUCUGUGAAGAAGGGCUUUGAAUUCACACUCAUGGUGGUUGGUGAGUCUGGCUUAGGAAAAUCCACUUUAAUUAACAGUCUGUUCCUGACUGAUCUUUAUCCAGAACGUUAUAUUCCUGGAGCUGCAGAGAAAAUAGAGAGAACAGUUCAAAUCGAAGCUUCUACAGUAGAGAUAGAGGAGCGAGGGGUGAAGCUGCGUUUAACUGUAGUUGACACACCAGGAUAUGGAGAUGCCAUUAACAGCCAGGACUGCUUCAAAACAAUUAUCCACUACAUUGACAACCAGUUUGAGCGAUACCUACAUGAUGAGAGUGGUCUGAACAGGCGCCACAUCAUAGACAACAGAGUGCACUGCUGCUUCUACUUCAUCUCUCCUUUUGGGCAUGGACUGAAGCCGUUAGAUGUAGAGUUCAUGAAGGCUCUUCAUGGGAAAGUCAACAUUGUCCCUGUGAUUGCCAAGGCUGACACCCUGACGCUGAAGGAGAGGGAGAGGCUGAAGAGAAGAGUUCUGGAUGAGAUUUCUGAACAUGGCAUUAGGAUUUAUCAGCUCCCCGAUGCAGAUUCUGAUGAAGAUGAGGAGUUUAAAGAACAAACUAGAGUUUUAAAGGCUAGCAUUCCCUUUGCUGUUAUUGGAUCCAAUCAACUUAUUGAGGUGAAGGGGAAGAAAAUCAGAGGCCGCCUGUAUCCCUGGGGAGUUGUUGAAGUUGAAAAUCCAGAGCACAACGAUUUCCUCAAGCUGCGCACAAUGCUGGUGACGCACAUGCAGGACCUGCAGGAGGUGACCCAAGACUUGCACUACGAGAACUUCCGUUCUGAGAGGCUAAAACGCACUGGCAAGCCUGUUGAAGAGGAAGUGGUAGACAAGGAUAGAAUCCUCCAGCAGAAAGAGGCUGAGCUGCGCCGCAUGCAGGAGAUGAUUGCCCAGAUGCAAGCCCAGAUGAGGAUGAAGCCUGGUGAUGACUAAGGUGCUCAACAUCUGGAUGCAUCAGCAUACGGUUCUCUAAGUGGAUGGGUGCUCUCUUUUCUUUGCCCGAGUGGUAACGUUCAAAUGCAAAAGCUGGAUGCCACAGACCAAGACCUGCAUUAAACACAAAGUCUGAAGAUCGUGUUGUAAAACUGCUUGUUUUAUAUACUCAAUGUUAUUCAACUUAUAAUGUAUCUUUUUUGAUUCUUUUGGUAACACUGUCUUCAUACUUACCAAUGUGGUUUUAUUAUCCUUCCUAUACCUUUUUAUUCAGAAACUGCCAAGAGUACACUCUUUGGACUAGUCAUUGUGGUGGGUUUAAGGAAUUAAUCAUUUAUCUGCUAGGCUGUUCUGAACGGUUUUGUGGUUAAUACUAAGACUUUGUGGCCUGUUUACAGUAAAUGUGUGUGUGUUUGCACAGUAUUAUAACUUUCACCUGCCAUUUUAGGUUAUUAUGUAUCGUAUCAGUUUUUCAGAAAUUUCUCUGUGCUUUUGUUGCUUUUGAAGCUUCAUCUCUGGUGACUUGCAUUUGUGUGAUGUAUGAGAAAAUGUACGAAAUGCUGAUGAUUCACCAGUGAUUGGAAAAAGCUGACUUUUCUUAAUCGCCGUGCCUUAACACACCAUAAACACUCCACACACCAGCAACUUGUGUGGAUGCCUCUGGAGGUUUGGCUUCAAGUCUCAAGUGUUGAUGGCAAAAAUUUGUCACAGGCAUUCCUAUCUGUCAGCUGAGCAAUGGCAUGUACUGAUUUUUUUAUAUAUACCAUAGCACUACUUUUCAUUGAAGUUUUGUAAUAAAUUGUAUGAA